AUGAACAAGGACAAGGGAAAGGAAAAGAUGGGCUAUAAAUUCAUUCUUGCUAUUGCUUUCCUCAUUGCUGCCGCCCAUGCCAUUCCCAUUGAAUUGGGUCACUAUGGUCAUGGACAAUUGAUUCAUGCCGCACCCAUUAUUGCACAUGCUGUGCAUGGUCAUGAACAUGAACCGGUGGCCUACCCAAAAUACUCUUUCCACUAUGGCGUUAAAGACACCCACACCGGUGACAUCAAAUCCCAGGCCGAGGAACGUGAUGGAGAUGUGGUAAAGGGUGAAUACUCCUUGGUGGAACCUGACGGUUCGGUGCGUACCGUUCACUAUACAUCGGAUAAGCACAGUGGUUUCAAUGCCGUUGUUCACAAGAGUGCUCCAGCUGUACAUGCUGCUCCCGUGCAUGCCAUUCAUGCCAUACAUGCUGCUCCAGCUCUUCAUCAUCAUUAUUAG
Molecule: messenger RNA, 447 nt
Organism: Musca domestica (house fly)
Lineage: Eukaryota; Metazoa; Arthropoda; Insecta; Diptera; Muscidae
Product: cuticle protein 8
Exons: 3
Coding region: 1-447 (148 amino acids)
Cellular component (GO): extracellular matrix
Source: RefSeq, a predicted model, not a curated record